CAGAGAAGUUCCAACUGGCUGGACACACAUUUCAAGUGUUGUUGCUGUUCUUCUUCUUGUUGUGCACGACUUGGAUUUUUGGUAGGAAUUGAAAAUGCCAGCGCCCAAAAUGACGUCCGAACUAGACGAAAGUUUAGACAAAAGCAACAUAAAGUGUGUCCUGGUCGGAGACAGUGCCAUUGGCAAGUCGUGUUUAGCGGCCAGAAUUACAAAUAACACUUUCCACACGGAGUAUCUACCAACAUUAUUUGAUAACUACGCUGUUACCGUUAUUGUCCAGAAUGAACCUUAUGUGCUCAGUCUAUUUGAUACACCUGGACAGGAUGAAUACAUACGUCUGCGGACCAUGUCCUACAUGAAAUGUGAUGUGUUUGCCGUCUGUUUCUCUGUGGUCAAGCGAGAGAGCUACAAACAUGUUUCGGACAUUUGGUUACCCGAGAUCCGACGCUACCUUCCCAACACACCGUUCUUGCUGGUCGGCACGCAGACUGACCUCCGCCUGUCAGGAGUCACCACGGGAGGUGGCGUCAACAACGGAAGCAACAACAACCCUCUCAAACCCGUCGUGUCGUCAGCCGAGGGUGUGAAGAUGGCCGACCGGCUGGGUGCUCACUGCUAUGUCGAGUGUUCAGCCCUCAAUCAGACGGGGAUACAGACAGUGAAACACAAACUAAUCCGUGCCGCCCAGGACAUAGGGCAAGGCAAGGGUGGAAUCGUUGGGGACGAUGAUCUGUCAGACUCUUGUACAAAAUGCGGCUGUCAAAUUGUUUGACUGCAGCCAAAGGCAGCGGACACACUAGCAUAUGCACACUCACUUGCAUUCACCCACAUUAAACACACUCACAUGCAUUUGAUGCAUCUGCACACAUGUGCAUGUGAGCAUGCACACGUGCAGGAUGUGGACACAUAUUUUAUUUUGUAUGAAAACUGUUGGAGGAGGGUUGGGUGGCUGGGAUGGGGGAGAGAGAGAGGGCAAACACGAGAAAUUGUCGGUGGGGGGGAAGAUGUGGUGGUGGUGGUGGUGAUGGUGGGAGACAGAAGGGCAAAGAAAGGAAUCUCUGAAAGAGAAAAGAAUUAAAGAACUGUGUGUAUGAGAGAGAAGGGGAGAGAGAGGGAGUGAAA
This is a messenger RNA of Octopus bimaculoides (California two-spot octopus), 1122 nucleotides long. RefSeq names its product cell division control protein 42 homolog. The record is from RefSeq and is a predicted model, not a curated record. NCBI's taxonomy places the organism in Eukaryota, Metazoa, Mollusca, Cephalopoda, Octopoda, Octopodidae. Gene Ontology annotation, molecular function: GTP binding; GTPase activity. Gene Ontology annotation, biological process: small GTPase-mediated signal transduction.